Molecule: messenger RNA, 1608 nt
Organism: Vicia faba (fava bean)
Lineage: Eukaryota; Viridiplantae; Streptophyta; Magnoliopsida; Fabales; Fabaceae
Source: the annotation of a GenBank genome assembly
AUGAAGUUUCCACUCUUUUUCAUUUCACUCUAUGCUCUCUCUUUCUUCCCAAUAUCUUAUUCCACAGAUAGAUCAGAAUUGCCUAUGAUUGCUUUCAGUUGGUGGGAUGAUAUAGGUAGAUUUAGAAGUGGUGAAACAGCAACCAUCAAGGUUAAAGUACUUGAGAAUGGUGAUAAAAUUGAUACCAAUAUCUUCCAUCCCAUUCUUACUGUCAAUGGAAAGGAAGGAAAUAGUUCCUAUGUAUCCACCGUCUUGUCCCAUUUCAAAGGAGACUUUGAUAAUUGGAAGAUUUCCUUCACUCCCAUUAGGGUUGGAUUGUUCAAUAUCCUCAUUGAUGAAGAUCGUUACAAAGUUUCUGACUCGUCGUUGCAUUUCCAAGUUGAACCAGGGAACAUGUAUGUGUUUGUUAGCUCUACGGCGGUAAUUAUCAAUGAUGACACUAUUAUAUUCAAUGAAGGAGAGAAUGAUGCUUUGUGGAGUUUGAAGGCCAUCCUUAAAGGCUCCGAGUUAAUAUCCGGAUUGAAAGUCAACUUUUGUUCUUUGCCUUUUAAACUUUUGGGUGUGAUUGUGGGUGAUAGCCCUGGGAAGGAGUCUAUGUGGAAGGAAGUGAGCACCGAAGAAGGUGUUAAAAGAAAUCCGAAGCAUUCAAAGCAGAUUUCUAUGGAGGGGGUGGAAGGUAAAAGAUACUUUCAUUGGUUCCUGGACCAGAAAUCAGAUUCUGUCGAAAGCUUUUCCGGAGUUAUACGCGAAGGUUGUUGUUCCAUUUAUGAUUGUGGCAGAGGCGGGUCAUUGGGAUCAGGAUAUUUGGAGCUGGAACCCAGAAUUCUGGAAGUCCCAUACGAGCUCGUUUGGACUGAGGAUCCGGGAGAGGGUUUCUCUGUGAGAUCUUGCGCGGAGUUUCUUCGGACUAGGGAUAUUAGGGCUGAGUUGAAUCAAGGGGUAAGGGAGGCUUUAUUCUUUCUGUGGAAAUUGAGUGCUCCUUCAAAGGAUGUUUGGUUGAAGAUUUUUGCUAGCAGAUUACCUAUUAGAGAUCAAUUGCGUAGAAGAAGAAUAGUGGUGAACGACCGGGAUAGUUGUUGCAUGUUUUGCUUUAGGGAAGAAGAAAAUUUUAGUCACCUCUUCGACACGUGCAAUUUUACGAGGAGAAUAUGGGAUAAGGUGGUUGAGUGGAUUGGGGGAGAUGUGGAUUUAAGCGCGGAAGAGUUGAGCGAUGGUGUGGAAUAUUUGGUUGAUGAAGAAUGCGAUUAUGUUAAACAUUUUCGAUCAUUUUUGUGUCUUGGAAAUGGUUUUGAUCUGUUAAUGUUUCCUCUGCCUAUUGUAAUGACCAAAGCGGGAAACUUCUCUUUGCGCAUCAAAGGAGGAAAUCAAACCUUGAACGGUUCUCCCUUACCGUUAAAAGUGAAUUCAGAAGUUAUAGAUGUCUCUAAAUGUGUAGCUAAAUGGAAAAUUGAACAUCAUGCAUGGCAAUUGUCUUCAAAGAUGGAGAUCUUUAUACAUCAGUUGGAUCAAUACGGAAAUCUGGUUUCAGUACUGUAUCCAUUUGACGUUGAAGUCGUUGAGAGAGACACAAAUUUGUCGAUACCGGGAGUGAAAUGGACUCAGGAGUGA